AUGCAACUUUCAGUUCUUUACUUGGCGCCGCCACCGUCCUUACUCACCUCCCUACCGGCUCCGUCGACAGGAAAGCCUUAUGCCGCUCUGGGCGUCACCUGCAUGGACAACUCCGCAAACUGUUUAGCCACCAUCUGGAAUCCCACCAGCCAUUGCCAGGACGCCUUGUCUCUGCCGUCUGAUUCCCAUCCAUCUGUUGUGGAUAACCUCGGUUCGGAGAUGGCCGAUGACACAAACAUCAGAUCACUUGUGGUGAUUUACUCGAGGAAGAAGCUCAUCGGAGAAGCUGUCAGUUCUCGCAAACUCACACGGAUAGCGGCGAUUGCAGGUCUCGUGGCCGUACUAAAUGAAGAUGGAGAGGUCUACAUUUGUCAUAUCCACCGACUACUUGCAUCCCCCCGGUCUUCGUUUUGUCUGCGUCAAUCUGCCGGGCUGGCUGCCCGCUCACCGACAGUCUGGACCCGUGUGGCUAUUGAAGACACUGUCUACGCCGUGACAACAACCUUUCCAGAGUCCUUCGUUGCGUCGGAUUCGCCGCGCUCAGAGCUCUUCAGUUUGGACUCCUUUGCCCAGGCGGAUGCUGCCCUGCCUGGAAUAGUCCUCCUAACGCGUCCUGGAGGCGACAUGCGUGGUCUGGCACUCCUUACCGCCCGUCUUCAACACCGUCGCCACCACCACCACCACAGUCACCGAUCCACAAAGCGGGCAGGCUGCAGCCGCAGCCCUGUCUGUCGAACCACCGUCUGUAAAACCCCUCCUACCCCUGCUACAUCCCUUUGUGGUGGAGGUCUCCCAAGGCACCUUUGA
Dibothriocephalus latus is the source of this 807-nucleotide messenger RNA. NCBI's taxonomy places the organism in Eukaryota, Metazoa, Platyhelminthes, Cestoda, Diphyllobothriidea, Diphyllobothriidae. The record is from the annotation of a GenBank genome assembly.